This is a messenger RNA of Didymodactylos carnosus, 477 nucleotides long. The record is from the annotation of a GenBank genome assembly. Lineage: Eukaryota; Metazoa; Rotifera; Eurotatoria; Philodinida; Philodinidae.
AUGACAGCUCCGCCACAUCUGAUGAUUACCAUCUACGAUCCAAAACGUCAAAUUUUAACAACCGAUUUAUCACUUGGUUUCAAUAAAUCUAUGAAGUUAUUCAAUGACAUCGAUCUAUUCCACCAUUAUGUAUUAACAAGCUCUAACAAUAAGUUAUUUAUAGUUAUACCCUAUGAUACUGCCGCCGAGCUAAUAGACGAAUUUCAUGUACUUCGUUAUAUUAAAUAUUUUUACGUAUUUUGUGACGAUCUAAAUUUGUACGAUGGUAGUCUACAUCGGUUUCGAAAAUUACGGGAUGUAUUUCAAAUAACAGAACUUCAAUCUUCACAGCUUGUUCACGAUAUUACAGUUGAUAGCGCCAAGGAAGCAAUGCGAUAUCAGCGGUUGAAUCUCAAUACACUAGCACUGGAAAAACUUCAGCAUGUAAAAACAUUCUUGCUGAAAGGUUUUUGCAGUAACGAGAACAAUGGUUUGUAG